AUGGCGUCAGAUAUCCCUAAAGUUGUGCCCUUGACCUGCCAUGGACACUCUCGUCCAGUGCCUCAUCUGAACUUCUCCUCCCUUGUAGAGGACGAUCAGUACUAUCUAAUUUCUGCUUGCAAAGACAACAACCCGAUGCUCCGCGAUGGCAUUACUGGUGAUUGGUUAGUGGUUAUCGUUUCCAUCGUUACCAAUUGCCUGGCUAAGACGUAUAACUCAGGAUUGGCACUUUCCUUGGCCACAAGGGAGCUGUAUGGCAAGCUCGUCUUUCGACGGACGCGAACAUUGCAGCAACUGCGGCUGCAGAUUUCUCCGCGUAUGUUUUAUGAUUUCUCGUACCGCGGUAACAUUGACGGGGCUGCUGACACUAAACCCAGGAAGGUGUGGGAUACUCAUACUGGUGAAUGCUUGCACACGCUCCAGCAUUCACACAUCUGUCGGGCGGUGGCAUUCCCGAUUCAAUCGUCCCCUCAAAUUCUAGCCACUGGAGGCUUCGAGAAAAAGCUACGUAUUUUUGAUCUGACACGCAGCGGUGGUAGUAACAGUUCCUCACCAACGUCCCCGUCGCCCGGGGAGAACGGCAAUGGGGCUAGUCCAAUCACAAGCUAUGAGAUUGGGCCUGGCGCACACGGAGGCACAAUCAAAUCUAUCGUCUGGAAUCAAGACUACAACAUCCUCACAACAGCCGCAGAGGAUCGGAAGGUCCGCUGGUGGGAUCUUCGUUCUCGCCAUCCUGUCAUCGAGUACGCUGUCGAAGGCACGAUAGGUAGCUGCGAACUCAACACCCUCGCCACUCGACCCAAUGACCCCGGCAUCCUAACUGUCGCGGCCGGAAAGAGUGUCUACCUCUUCGAUGGUGUCACCCCCGGGCGGCUUUUGAAGAAGAUGGACUUUCGAUACGAGGUCGCCAGCGCCGCUGUGAACAAUGAUACUGGCCGAUUGGUCACCGGCAGUGCUGACGAUACCUGGGCUCGAGUGUACGAUCUACGCACCGAAGAAGAGCUCGAGGUCCAAAAGGGUCAUCACGGCCCAAUCUGGUCAGUCAGUUUUUCUCCCGACGGCAAGCUGUACGGCACAGGAAGUGAAGAUGGAACAAUUAAGCUCUGGAAGGCAUGCAGGGAGCCUUAUGGGCUGUGGCGGUAG
Aspergillus fumigatus Af293 is the source of this 1143-nucleotide messenger RNA. Its product is annotated as WD repeat protein. Gene Ontology annotation, molecular function: RNA binding; protein binding. Gene Ontology annotation, cellular component: SMN complex. Gene Ontology annotation, biological process: spliceosomal snRNP assembly. The record is from RefSeq and is a predicted model, not a curated record. Lineage: Eukaryota; Fungi; Ascomycota; Eurotiomycetes; Eurotiales; Aspergillaceae.